Puccinia graminis f. sp. tritici CRL 75-36-700-3 is the source of this 165-nucleotide messenger RNA. RefSeq lists its product as uncharacterized. The transcript has 2 exons. Bases 1 to 165 code for a protein of 54 amino acids. The record is from RefSeq and is a predicted model, not a curated record. NCBI's taxonomy places the organism in Eukaryota, Fungi, Basidiomycota, Pucciniomycetes, Pucciniales, Pucciniaceae.
AUGUUAGGACUCGCGCUAGCUCCUCUCUGUGGGUCCUCCUUCCAAACUCCUCCCAUCUUCUCAUCGAUUCGGUCUGCCGACGAUCCUCAAGCUAAUCCGACUAUCGACGAUCCUCGCGCUAGUCGAUUAUCCUUCCCCGCCGUUAUUUUCAAAUUACUAAUCUAA